Columba livia (rock pigeon) is the source of this 2523-nucleotide messenger RNA. It is a transcript of the gene CRTAC1, whose product is annotated as cartilage acidic protein 1. The record is from RefSeq and is a predicted model, not a curated record. Bases 109 to 2268 code for a protein of 719 amino acids. The transcript has 18 exons. Gene Ontology annotation, molecular function: calcium ion binding. Lineage: Eukaryota; Metazoa; Chordata; Aves; Columbiformes; Columbidae. Gene Ontology annotation, biological process: axonal fasciculation.
CUGUCGCUGCCGCCCGCCCCUACAUAAGGCGCCGCUCGGCCGGGCCGGCCCCGUCGGACACCGGAGAACAGCAGAGCUGCCGGCGGGCGGCGAGGCGGGCGCUGCGGGAUGCGCUCCCGCCGCCGCGGAGGCGCCGGGCAGCCCCCCUGGCCCGUGCCCAGGAUGCUGGUGCUGUGCCUGCUGUCCCUGGUCUGGCUCAGCGAGGGCUCUCAGCGCAGUGAACCCAUGUUCACAGCCGUCACCCACCGCCUCCUCCCACCCGACUAUGACAACAACCCAACGCAGCUCAACUAUGGUGUGGCCAUCACUGACCUGGAUGCUGAUGGUGACUUUGAGAUCGUGGUGGCAGGGUACAAUGGCCCCAACCUGGUGCUCAAGUACGACAAGGCACAUGGGCGGCUGGUGAACGUGGCAGAGGAUGAACCGGGCUCCCCGUACUAUGCAUUGCGGGACCGGCAGGGCAAUGCCAUUGGUGUGACAGCCUGUGACAUUGACGGGGACGGCCACGAGGAGAUCUACUUCCUCAAUACCAACAAUGCCUUCUCCGGCAUGGCCACCUACACAGACAAGCUCUUCAAGCUGCGUAAUGGGCGCUGGGAGGACCUCCUGAGCGACGAGGUGAACCGGGACGUGGCCAGCCGCUUCGCUGGGCGCUCCGUUGCCUGUGUGGACCGGACGGGCUCCGGCAGGUACUCCAUCUACAUCGCCAACUACGCCAGUGGCAACGUGGGCCCCCAUGCCCUGAUCGAGAUGGACGUGGCUGCCAGUGACCCUGCCCGUGGCAUCGUGGUGCUGGUGGACGUGGCUGUCCAGGCUGGUGUCAGCAAGUACACAGGAGGCCGUGGGGUGGCUGUGGGUCCCAUCCUGAGUGACAGCGCCUCAGACAUAUUCUGCGGUAAUGAGAACAGCCCCAAUUUCCUCUUCCACAACCAGGGAGAUGGGACAUACCGAGAUGUGGCAGCUGCUGUGGGGCUGGAUGACCCCUACCAGCACGGACGUGGCGUGGCACUGGCUGACUUCAACCGUGAUGGCCGGCUGGACAUUGUCUAUGGAAACUGGAAUGGGCCGCACCGCCUCUACCUGCAGAGCGGGGCUCCUGGACGUGUCCGAUUCCGGGACAUUGCCACCCCCAAGUUCUCCAUGCCGUCCCCUGUCCGCACAGUCAUCACAGCCGACUUUGACAACGACCAGGAGCUGGAGGUUUUCUUCAACAACAUCGCCUACCGCGGCUCCUCUGCCAACCGCCUCUUCCGGCUCAUCCGCAGGGAGCACUCAGACCCCAUUGUGGAAGAGCUGAACCCAGGGGAUGCACUGGAGCCUGAGGGACGGGGCACAGGGGGUGCAGUGACAGACUUUGAUGGUGAUGGGAUGCUGGACCUGAUCCUGUCCCAUGGCGAAUCCACGGCACAGCCCAUCUCCAUCUUCAAGGGCAUCCAGGGCACCAGCAACAACUGGCUGCGUGUCAUCCCCCGCACCCGCUUUGGGGCCUUUGCACGGGGGGCCAAAGUGGUGCUGUUCACACGGCGCAGCGGGGCCCACCUGCGAAUCAUCGAUGGGGGAUCGGGGUACCUCUGCGAGAUGGAGCCGGUGGCGCACUUCGGACUGGCUGGCACCCAAGCCUGCAGGGAUGUCCCUGUCUGCUGGCAGGGCAACCCGUCAUCCCCACGUGCAACCCUUGGGCUGACACCCCUGUGUGGGGCUGUUGGCAUGGGCAUCUGUAUCCCAGCUUGGAAAGCAAGAGGAGGGCAAGAUGAAGCCAGCAGUUUGGAGGUGACCUGGCCGGAUGGCCGUGUGGUGGUGAGAUCUGUGGCCAGCAGUGAGAUCAACUCUGUCCUGGAGGUUCCCUACCCCCUGGACAUGGAGGAGCCACUCAUGCCUGCUCUGCUGGAGUGCGGGCAGGGAUUCUCCCAGCACGAGAAUGGACGCUGUGUAGACACAGAUGAGUGCACUGAGUUCCCCUUUGUCUGCCCCCGUGACAAGCCGGUCUGCAUGAACACCUACGGCGGAUAUCGCUGCCGCAGCAACAAACGCUGUGGCCGGGGCUACGAGCCCAACGAGGAUGGCACAGCAUGCGUGGACAUCGACGAGUGUGCCCAGGGCUUGCACAAUUGCAGCCAGCUCUGCACCAACACCCCUGGGGCCUACGCCUGCCACUGCCACCCAGGCUUCCACCCCCUUGAUCCCGCUGCCAGCCAGUGCCUGGCCCUGGUCCCAGCCAGCCCAAAACAUGGGGACAGGAUGGACGGACUGUGCCUGUGCCAGAGUUGACAGAACGGGGAGGCAUCUGCCACGCAGCAGCCUUGACAUAGAUGAGUGCCAGGCAAGGCCCAGCCCCUGCGACCAUAUCUGCCACAACAGUCACGGCUCCUUUCACUGCCACUGCUACCACCACUUUUCCCUGGGCGCAGGUGGGCGCUGCAGGCACAACUAACCUGCCCUGGCAUGCCUGGGUGCCCCCUACUCACCCCCAGCCCUGUAUCAGUUGUGCCCAGUGCGACUGAAUAAACCCUUUCCUGCACUGGU